ACACACACUACAGUAUACUAUAAAACUCUGCUCACUGCCUUGCUUUGAGCAUUCGGAGUGCUCGCAAGCUUCUCAUGUGUUGAUUUAACCUGAUUGCAGGACCUUAGCCCCUCUCUCCUCUCAUCAUCGUCUGGUCUGUGCACUAAGUCAACAAGCAUGCGGGCUCUGAUUGUCUUCAGUGUUCUCGUGGCUGCUGCCUGGGCUGCACCUUCGACCUUCUCAUUUUCCCCAGCCGUGGGCUCAGGAUCUGGGACCUCUUUCACGGUUACAGGGGAGGGCCGCAUCACUGCAGUCAAGAUCUGGGAGAACUACAAUGGACACGUCCGAGGCAUUCAGCUCCGUUAUGGGUUCACAUGGUCGCAAGUUGCUGGUUAUGUAAGCGGCACCCCCCAGGAGAUUGAGCUGUUUGACGGCGAGUUCAUCGUUCAAAUCUCCGGCAAGUUUGCUCACUACAUCCAGUCUAUCAUGAUCGUCACCAGCAGAGGGCGCUGCAUCAUUGCUGGACAGCCAUCUGGAACCACCUUCAACAUGUACCCCGAACAUCCAAUGGCCGAGCUCCGGUUCCUGAGUGGACGCUUCCACGGAGGUCUCACCUCUAUCGCCACCCACUGGGCAGUGCUUCCCAUGGCCAUGAACGGCACUUCUGAUUAAAAGAAGAGAACUGAGAAGAAUGGCCCGACUUAACUGCUUGCUCGAAGCAGUAUAUCCAUCUGAAGGGAGCUUUCUUCUUGGAUCGAUUCAAUUUAUCUCAGGGAUCCCACAAGCCUGUUGGCCAUCUUUUGGAAUUUUGGAAUGACUGACACACAUCUGUCCUCAGGAAUGUGUCUGUGUUUCACGUCCAAAUGCAUAUAACAUACAGUAGCUAAAGUUGGGAAAUUGUUCUGCACUUAUUUUGUUCUCUACCUUUUCUGUUGCUAAUGGACAUGAGUGUGCACUGAGUCCAUGAAUCUGUCUUCCAUGGGGGAGCUGAGAGAUCAUCACAUGCACAUUCUGUGUGAGAAAUUCUUUCUUCUGUGAAUUUGAAAUGAAUUUUUGAAAAAUGUUCUUCUGUGAAAUUGCAUUUACAAUGAUCAUCGGCAUACUGCCAGAUUUCUUUCAAUAGGCACUCUUAUUUCCUGUGUGAGUCCACUACUCUGACUUGUAUUGGCAUAAACCCAUGCUCCAAUCGGCAAAGCUGUGAAAUUAUUAAAUUGUCAUCAAAAUAGCCUCUGUGAAUGAAUUAGGGUUAGACUUCUUAGCCCUUUCCCAGUGGAAGUGGAUGACAUUCUAUUGUACAGCUUUGUCAACUUUGUCAGUCAAGGGUCAGUUUGAUUUUAUCACAGAGUUCAUUAUAAUUAAAAAGUGAUUUAUUAAGAAGAUUAAUUAAAAUGGAGCCCAUCUGCAUCAAGGAA
Molecule: messenger RNA, 1391 nt
Organism: Sardina pilchardus (European sardine)
Lineage: Eukaryota; Metazoa; Chordata; Actinopteri; Clupeiformes; Clupeidae
Product: zymogen granule membrane protein 16-like
Exons: 5
Coding region: 157-651 (164 amino acids)
Source: RefSeq, a predicted model, not a curated record